AUGACUCUAGACAACCCCUUCUCCGAGGAAAUUACAAACUUCAAGAUGUCGAAGAAUUUUGUGUUGCCCAACUCUCUGGAGCCUUAUAAGGGGAUUGGUGACCCCCAAGCUCACAUUAAAAAAUUCCAAUCUAUGAUGUUCUUUAAUGGCACUAAUAAUGAACCUAUACUUUGUCGUUCUUUUCCCACUUACCUUGAUGGUGCUGCUUUACUUUGGUUCUCUAAAUUAUCUGCAGGAUCAAUUUCAUCCUUUGAAGAUCUGGCAAGGUAUUUUAUAGACUACUUUGCCGCCUCAAGGAUAUACGUUCAUAGAUCAGAUUACCUCGGGACAAUUAAGCAAGGGCAACACGAAAGCCUCAAAUAUUAUUUAACCCGAUUUGCCGAGGUCACCAUGGACUUGGACCCCAAAGUCCACCUGCACGCGCUUAAAACUGGCCUCAGACCUGGAAAAUUCAGAGAAACAAUUGCAAUUACCAAACCCAAGUCGCUCGAGGAAUUCCGAGAAAGGGCUGCAGGCCAGAUGGAGAUCGAGGAAUUACAAGAAGCCCAAAAAGUGGACAAACAGCCGACGAGAAGAGAAGAAGAGAAGACAUUCAAACCGCCGAGCAAGAAAGAACAAAAGAAGCCUUUCAAGCUCACACCAAAAUUCGAUACCUACACCAGGUUCAAUACAAGAAGGGAAAACAUAAUCAAGGAGAUCCUCAACGCAAAAAUAGUCAAACCUCCAGCUAGAGCAGGAAACUAUCAAGAUCAACGAUUUGUUGACAGAAGCAAGCACUGUACUUUCCACCAAAAGUAUGGACAUACAACGGACAAAUGCGUAAUAGCCAAAGACCUGUUGGAAAAGCUCGCCAUAGACAAAACAAGUAGGCCAGUCGCCCAGAAAAAGAGGAACCUCGGAACUGAAAAGAUGAAAGCAGCCCUUGCAGAGACCAAGAAGCUCCUCAACGUCGGCUUCAUCAAAGAACUCCGCUUCACCACAUGGCUCUCAAAUGUGGUAAUGGUAUGGAAAAACUCAGGUAAAUGGCGCAUGUGUGUCGACUUUACAAACUUAAACAAGGCAUGUCCCAAGGACGCUUAUCCUCUACCUUGCAUUGAUAAACUAGUAGAUAACGCCUCUGGAUUUAAAAGCUUAAGCUUCCUGGAUGCAUACUCUGGUUAUAACCAGAUCCUCAUGCAUCCAGAAGAUCAAAACAAAACGGCUUUGAUAACAGAGCACGGAAAUUUUUGUUAUAAAGUUAUGCCAUUUGGCCUUAAGAAUGCAGGAGCAACAUACCAGUGA
This is a messenger RNA of Arachis duranensis, 1281 nucleotides long. RefSeq lists its product as uncharacterized. NCBI's taxonomy places the organism in Eukaryota, Viridiplantae, Streptophyta, Magnoliopsida, Fabales, Fabaceae. The record is from RefSeq and is a predicted model, not a curated record. The transcript has 2 exons. Bases 1 to 1281 code for a protein of 426 amino acids.